This is a messenger RNA of Bufo bufo (common toad), 598 nucleotides long. Its product is annotated as eukaryotic translation initiation factor 2 subunit 3-like. Gene Ontology annotation, cellular component: eukaryotic translation initiation factor 2 complex; cytosol. The record is from RefSeq and is a predicted model, not a curated record. The transcript has a single exon. Gene Ontology annotation, biological process: positive regulation of translational fidelity; formation of translation preinitiation complex. Gene Ontology annotation, molecular function: translation initiation factor activity; tRNA binding. Lineage: Eukaryota; Metazoa; Chordata; Amphibia; Anura; Bufonidae. Bases 77 to 568 code for a protein of 163 amino acids.
AAAAGGUGUACUAAAGGUUGGUCAAGAAAUAGAGGUUCGUCCUGGCAUAGUUUCUAAAGACAGUGAAGGAAAGCUCAUGUGCAAGCCUAUCUUCUCUAAAAUUGUGUCUCUCUUUUCUGAGCACAAUGAUCUACAAUAUGCUGCUCCUGGAGGCCUUAUUGGUGUUGGUACCAAGAUUGACCCAACUUUAUGUCGUGCUGAUCGUAUGGUUGGUCAGGUACUGGGUGCAGUUGGGGCGUUGCCUGAAAUAUUCACAGAGCUGGAAAUCUCUUACUUCCUUCUACAACGUCUCCUUGGAGUACGUACAGAGGGGGAUAAGAAGGCUGCAAAGGUUCAAAAACUGUCUAAGAAUGAAGUUCUGAUGGUCAACAUUGGUUCUUUGUCCACUGGAGGUCGUGUCAGUGCUGUAAAAGCUGAUUUAGGAAAAAUUGUGCUCACAAAUCCAGUGUGCACGGAAGUAGGAGAGAAAAUCGCUCUUAGCAGAAGGGUUGAGAAACAUUGGCGUUUGAUUGGCUGGGGUCAGAUAAGACGAGGAGUGACCAUAAAGCCCACGGUAGAUGACGACUAGAGGCGAACAAAAUGCUAAAACGUUUUUAAA